AUGCAUGUUCUUAUAUCUAUCUAUCUAUCUAUCUAUCUAUCUAUCUAUCUAUCUAUCUAUCUAUCAACCAACCAGACACACAUAAUGAAACACUCACACAUACAUAUAUAUUUAAACUAUAUAAAUAUUGUUAUUCUUUCUUUCUUUUUCUCUUUUUCUUUCUUUGUCCAAUGUAUUUUUUUUUCAUUUACUAUUGUCAAUUUAAAUUUCUUUUUCUUCUCUUCUUUUUUUCACUAUUAUUUCCUUUUCUGUUUUUUUAUGUCUCUUUUUAAAUUAUAUUUCUUUCUUAUUUUUUUUUCUUUUAUUUUUUUCUUUAUUUUUCAUUUCUUCUUUCUUUUAUUUGUUUUUUUCUUUCUUUUUUUUUUUUCUUUUCUUUCUUUAUCUUUUUCUUUUUUCUUUUUCUUUUUUUUUUUUAAUUUUUUUUUAAAUUUUUUUUUCUUUUAUUUUUUCUUUUUUUUUUUCUUUUUUUCAAUUUUUUUUUUUUUUUUUCUUUUUUUUUCUUUCUUUUUUCUUUCUUUCUUCAUUUUUAUUUCAAAUUUCUUUCUUUCUUUAUUUCUUUUUUCAAAUUUCUCUUUCUUUGUUUGUUUGUUUCUUUCUUUCUAUCAAUUGCAUUCUGAUCCUAUCUAUCUAUCUAUCUAUCUAUCUAUCUAUCUAUCUAUCUAUCUAUCUAUCUAUCUAUCUAUUUUCUCAAUACUGAUCCCAUCUAUCUAUCUAUCUAUCUAUCUAUCUAUCUAUCUAUCUAUCUAUCUAUCUAGUUACUGA
Messenger RNA from Acanthosepion pharaonis, 762 nucleotides. The record is from the annotation of a GenBank genome assembly. NCBI's taxonomy places the organism in Eukaryota, Metazoa, Mollusca, Cephalopoda, Sepiida, Sepiidae.